AAGAAUUCGAGAGGGAAAUCAUUAACCCGGGUGGAGAUUCUGAUGACAGAAUGCAGUUGCUUAGUGCUUGUUUAAGAAACAUAAUAGACAAGUCAAAGCCGUGAAAAUGAUAUUGACAGCUAGCAAUGAAAUGUUGGAAGGGACCUGGAAAUAUUGUCUUGGUUACUGGGAGAGUUUGCAGGAGACACUGAGUGACCUUGACAUUGAAUACUGGCGCUGGGUGCUGUGGGUCAUAUAUCCUAUCAUUAUAUCGUUUUUACUUCCAAUAUUCAUUUUGCUGUUCCUGUAUUGCUCAGCAUUCUUUCUUUAUAUAUACAACUACCGACACAACUUCAGAGAAGCUUAUAGCCAUGAUGUAUGGGACGGUGCAAGAACAGCCAUAGCAGCAGGGUGGGAUGCGCAGGGAAGAAUUUGGCAUGGUUUUGAGAUAGAAAAUUUGCAAAAAAUCCCUGACAGAGGUCCAGCCUUAAUUGUGUACUAUCAUGGAACUAUUCCUGUGGAUUUCUACUAUCUUGCUGCAAGAUGUCUGCUGGAAAAGAAAAGACACAUCAGAGCUGUUGGGGAUAAUUUUCUGUUUCACAUACCAGGAUUGAGAAGAUUUCUAGAGGUUUUCAGGGUCACCCCUGGUACAGUACAGAGCUGUGUUAGUGUUUUGAAGGGUGGACAUUUAUUAGCUAUAGCACCAGGUGGAGUGAGAGAGGCUCUGUUUGGGGAUGAAAAUUACCCAGUAAUGUGGGGCAAACGUCAUGGAUUUGCCAGAACUGCUUUACAAGCAAAUGUGCCAAUUAUUCCAGUAUUUACUCAGAAUGUGAGAGAAGCCUUUAGAACACCUAAGAUUACCAGGUCUUGCCUCAGAAGAAUUUAUGAAAAGACACGCCUUCCCAUUGUACCAAUUUAUGGAUUCUUUCCAGUUAAAUUCAAAAUGUUUAUUGGUGAUCCCAUUUAUCCAAAAGAAGGUCAAACUCCCGAUUUACUGGCUAAUGAGGUGAUGGAUUCAAUAAGAACCCUUAUUCAGCAACAUCAGAGACUGCCAGGAAACAUCUUGUGUGCUCUGAUGGACAGACUGAUCUAGACUCCGGAGAAAUAGUAGGCUUUCAUGAAGAUCUCAGGAUUGUUGUUGUGUGUUAGAGACUACAGGUGCUUGUGUUAUUGUUGGAGGUAAAAGUUGCUUCUUGAUUUGAACAAUUCUACAUGCUACAGUUGUAUGUAUAUUCAGUAAGUUGUCUAACUGUUCUGUUUAGUACAUUUUAUGGCAGGCAGCACCAACUCAUGGUACACAACGUUUUUUUAUACAUUGUUUAAUGCAUGUUAGUCUAAAAUAUUGGAUGUUUUCCCCAUUUUGUUUACAGUUUUGAUAGUUAUAGACUGGGGGAAUUAUGAAUGUCAAAAUCAUAAGCAAAGCUGGGGAAACAUCAGAUAUUUUGGACUAUGAAUGAUUAUUUAAUACAUUUUUGUCUGAACUUUUUGUAUUAAAUCCAUAGUCAGAUAACAUUCUUACGAUACCACUUACGUUUUCUGAAUCGUGUUACGAUGGUCAAUGAUAGACUUUGCUAGAUUUUUCUAUGUAGACAUAUUUUCUACUUUAAUUUUUUUGCAAAUGAUCACAGAUUACAACACUGUAAAUCUUUCUAUGAUGUGGAUGAUUUUCAAAAGUAACCAUUGUAGAAUAACAUAUGCUUUGAAGUUGUAGCUCAUGUAAAUUUGUCUCCUGUGGGUCAUUACAGAAAAAAAUGCAUCUAUUAAACUUUGGUAUAGAAUAUUUUUAAAAAAUAAAAAUAAGAUACAUAACAUUAUGGAGAGCAGGAAAAAACUUUGAUGUCAUCAAAAAAAAAUUCACUUUAACAAACUCAUAUAUUGCAAUACGCAACUUCCGAGAUAUCAGCUCUUCUGUGAUAGAGGUACGUUCAGUGUUCUGUUGAACGCUUGGGUGGGUACAAGACGUAUACAUAUACUAUAGACUAGCUAUGUAAAUGCGGAUAAAAGCAAUGAAAGUGUGUAUUUUGUUGAUAUCAGCCGUUGGUAUCCAUUACACUGACCAUAUGGAGAAUAAUAUUUGAUUGAAUUAGGCCAUUAAAUUAAUAUGAAAUUAUUUUUUAUUUCCUCUUCUGCACGAGUGAUAUUUUAAUCAAAGAAAAAUGGUGAUUAUCGAUUUUUGUUUGAGAUAUUUUAUUAUUAGAUACUAAUAAACUUACUAAUAUUGUGUGUCCCUGCAGUUUGAGUGGUUGCAUGAUGUCUGAUAAUCGGCCUUUAGGCAAUAUAUGAAGGAAGUGAUAAGCAUUUGUACCCACCGCGUAUGGACGAUAGUAUGUUUUGCGUCUCACUGUGCGUAAGAGUUCCACAAAGGGAAAGAACUAUUGAGCAACUCGGAAAUUGCGUAUUGUUUUAUUUGCAAAAAUAUUUAAUGAUUGAUUGAUUUGAAUAUAUUGUAUUAUAAAUACAUAUACAGCUGGUUUGAACAUAGUCCUGGAUUCUAUCAACUUAGAGGUUCUGACAUGUAAUAUUUAAUUAUAAUGAAGGAAUAAAUGUCUAGGUUGUUUGUGUCAUGAGGUAUAAAAACAAUGGAGGUCAAGAGGUCAUUUUUCAUAAUAGGCAGAAAUUACCCAUGGUGUCCAUAGUCUUAUAUCCCUAUACAUGUAAUGUUAACAAUCUAGAUAUUUACUGCUUAUACACUGUAUUCAUAUUUCAUUGGUGCAGAUUAUUUUAAAAUAAUUGAGAAAUUUGUUCCUUUAAAAGCUAGUGAAACUUCUUAUUAUGUACAAGCCUCUCAAAAGCAUUUUAAAAUUUCAAAAUGGUUACUUAUGAAUAUGGUUAUCCAUAUUGUAUCCAGAUUUAUAACAUUACCAUGUACCCCCUAUCCUUUGUGGAAUUCAGUCUUUUUCAUUGUUUUGACCAUUUUCUUGCUAUUUGUAUUGUGUAUAUUAUAGAAGUAUAUUUUAAAAUUGCUUAUGGUAUGUGCAAUAUCUUACACCUGGUAUUAUAUGUGCCCAAUUUUCAUCAAGGCCUCUUUGUUAAUUUAUACAUGUAUAUCUAUAGAAGUUUAAUUUGUGUUCACUUUCUUAAUCAAUAUUAUCAACUAUUGGAUAUUGACUUAUAUGUAGUUGAAACAACUUUAAUUGUUGACUGGUAGACCAUUUUAUUGGAUGAUCCGGUACUAGAAUAUAUGCUUUGAAAGAUAAGCCUUCUCUGAUUACAAAUCUAACUGGAUAUCAUUGUGAUGGCAAGUAUUAGAAAAGGGCCCAAUUUGUGACAUUAUUUACUAAGUUGAAGGUCCAUUUUAAUUCUUUCAUAAAAAGGUAAACAAAACUAAAACUUGAUAUGUAAGCCAUUGAUAUAAGUGCAUAUAUACAUUUUCAAAUCAGUAGCUGUAGGGAUAGCAAAAAUGUCUGGAAAAUGUAUCAAUUUUUCUAAGUUCAUGGUCCAUAACUCUUUCAAUAACAAAAAAAUAUCAGCAAAGCCCAAACUGAAACUUGAUCUGUAUCUCAUUGAUAUAAAUUCAUGUACAAAUUUUCAAAUCAAUAGCUGCAGGGAUAGCCAAAAAAGUCAGAAAACAGUCAAAACCCUGAAAAUUGCUAAGUUCAAGGUACGUAACUCUUUCAAAAAUAUUUUUGAAAUAAACCAAACUCAACCUUGAUGUACAAUUUAUUGAUGUAAGUUCAUAGAAAAUUAAGAAGCUGGAAGGAUUGGGGUAAAUGUUGUAUAUAAAUGAAAGAGAAAUCAACACAUUUACCUACAUAUUUGGUCUAAAUUUGAAAUGAGUUAUUGAAAAGUAUAAAAACAUUUUGGGCCUAACAAGAGUACAACAGAUAGUAGAGUUUGUUAGGGGUUUUUUUUGGAGGGGGGGGGGGUCUGUGGUUUAGAAGGAUGUCUUUCAUUACACUGAUUGUUAAUACUAUUAUGUUACCAUAUGUUGGUCAUGCUCAAUGUGAUUAUAAAUCACUAUUUCAAUACAUGGUGCACCAUUCCUCUUUUAGAUAGAAGGAGGAAGUAUGUUGUUUAUUCUUUAUUCAUUGAUUUAUGAAGUACAAACUCGAUUUUGUUGCAUAGAACAAAGUAGUAUACUUUUUCUUUAUUGUUAAUAAAUCUCUGUUUAUGGGGUA
Messenger RNA from Ostrea edulis (European flat oyster), 4097 nucleotides. RefSeq names its product transmembrane protein 68-like. Bases 107 to 1072 code for a protein of 321 amino acids. Gene Ontology annotation, cellular component: membrane. The transcript is spliced from 9 exons. Lineage: Eukaryota; Metazoa; Mollusca; Bivalvia; Ostreida; Ostreidae. Gene Ontology annotation, molecular function: acyltransferase activity. The record is from RefSeq and is a predicted model, not a curated record.